CUUGGCUCGUUCACUCCUCAUUAUAAGGUUUCUGGCUUUACAUCAGUUCAUUUUCUCCAGAAGAAGCACUCUUUAAUUCAUUUGUUUCUCUAAUGGCUCGAACGAAGCAAACUGCAAGGAAAUCAACAGGUGGGAAGGCUCCACGUAAGCAGCUGGCAACCAAGGCUGCCAGGAAAUCAGCUCCGGCGACUGGAGGAGUAAAAAAACCUCAUCGUUUCAGGCCAGGGACGGUGGCAUUGAGAGAGAUCAGGAAAUACCAGAAGAGCACGGAGCUUUUGAUCCGCAAGCUUCCAUUCCAGAGACUGGUGAGGGAAAUCGCUCAAGAUUUUAAAACUGACCUUAGGUUCCAAAGCAGUGCCGUCGCGGCUCUUCAAGAAGCUGCAGAAGCAUACUUGGUAGGGCUUUUUGAGGACACCAAUCUCUGUGCCAUUCAUGCUAAGAGAGUCACUAUUAUGCCCAAGGACAUCCAGUUGGCGCGUAGGAUUAGGGGUGAGAGAGCAUAAAUUUCUUUCUCUUUAGGUCUAUGCCUCUCUUCUAUCUGUCUUUCCCCCACCGAAUGUGUCUCUGGGAGCUAAUAUUUUGAAUUUUGGUUUGUAAAUCACUGGUGAUUUUAGUAAGUAAUUUCUAAUGGGUUUUCAAGUUAAUGCCCCAUUGGCCUUUA
Molecule: messenger RNA, 661 nt
Organism: Manihot esculenta (cassava)
Lineage: Eukaryota; Viridiplantae; Streptophyta; Magnoliopsida; Malpighiales; Euphorbiaceae
Product: histone H3.2
Exons: 1
Coding region: 93-503 (136 amino acids)
Cellular component (GO): nucleosome
Molecular function (GO): structural constituent of chromatin; protein heterodimerization activity; DNA binding
Source: RefSeq, a predicted model, not a curated record